Iphiclides podalirius (scarce swallowtail) is the source of this 414-nucleotide messenger RNA. The record is from the annotation of a GenBank genome assembly. NCBI's taxonomy places the organism in Eukaryota, Metazoa, Arthropoda, Insecta, Lepidoptera, Papilionidae.
AUGGAUUCCACAAAAUGCACGUUUGGCAUUCGCAUGCCCAUCGACCUCCAUAUGCUAAACGAAAUUAUAUACAGGGAAGUGAAACACUUUAGAAACUACAAGACGUACCGUCCUAACUUCGGAGUGACGCCGGUAGCCGGCAAGUUCUACGCGGCCCACGAUCAGUUGAAGACUCAAUCACCAGAAGAGUUAAGAAAGGUCGAGGACUACUUCAACAACGUGACAAAAUCCCGGGCCAAAGGGCCGCGUAGCAAAUAUCCCUCGCCGGUCACUGAUAACCAGACGUACGGAUGGUAUUCUAUACCCCUACUACCAAUGGAUCGUAACGACGGCCGCUUCUACCGCCCACAGAGAGAGAGCAGAGAAACUAAGACAGAAAUAAUGAUCAAAAUGGCCAACCCCGGGAAACGACAC